Xenopus laevis (African clawed frog) is the source of this 1995-nucleotide messenger RNA. RefSeq names its product F-box protein 46 L homeolog (gene fbxo46.L). Bases 543 to 1880 code for a protein of 445 amino acids. The record is from RefSeq and is a predicted model, not a curated record. The transcript is spliced from 2 exons. NCBI's taxonomy places the organism in Eukaryota, Metazoa, Chordata, Amphibia, Anura, Pipidae.
UCAGCUGAGCGCACAGAACGUGGGUGCCAAGGUGGAGAGUGGCCCUUUAAGAGAUCAGGUGACACACUCUAAACAUCCCCGUCAUUUUGUGAGAUGUCUCAGGGUGUGUGGGGACAAGAAUCGGGUCUUUACUGGGCCUCAAACUAACUGGGCUGAAAGAAGUGAAUGCUGCAAGGGGCGGGACCGGAUUAUUGGCUGGAUGAGGGCAGACAACAUUUGUUGUGGGGUGGAACAGAGGAGUGUUGCGCAUUCAGCACUGCUAAUCUGAAGCUGCGCGUAAAUCGGAUCAUUGUGUAGCGGGAGGUGAGCAGACAAAUAUUUGCAACCAUGUAGCCAGUCGGCCAGUGACCCGCCCUUACGAGCCCUGUCUGUUAGUGAACUAUCUGCUGGCGCCUGAGGCAGGAUCAGUGCGAGCGCUUCCCACAAGCAACUCAUUGCGAUUCUGUUGGCAUCCGAGAAAGCGCAAGAAUGAACUUUGUACAGAUAGCACUUGUCUCUCCAUCCUCCAUGGCACUUUUGUGACCUCCAUUCCUUUACAAGUUAUGGAUCCUAGGGUCUCCUCUCCCCUCCACUUGUGGAAUCCGUGCACCUUCGGUACUUACGCCCAAAAUUGUCCUACUAACAAGGCUGAAGAUUGUGAGGCCAAUAAAGAAAACAUGAAGGCAGCAGAUGAACGUGUCUUGCCUACUGAAAUUCCUCAGUGUCCCAAAUCUGGUGAUGACCGUGUUCUGUUGGAUACCUGGUAUGUGAUCAAGCCAGGAAAUACCAAGGAAAAGGUGGCCUUUUUUGUAGCCUAUCAAUGCUCAGGGGGUGGAGCUUCACCACGUCCUGGGGGCACUAAAGUCAAAGGUCGGUGGAGUGCAGGUGGAAGCUCUAGGGCUAAGAGAAGACGACAUGCCCUUGAACCAGAUACUCCUCCCUCUGUAGCAGAAAUGGUUGCUUUGGCUGAGAGUCGUGAAGAAGAGGCUAUGCCCCCCAGACCUCCUAUGGUGCUUUUGACCUCAGAGGAAGAAGGAGAGGCCCGAUGCCGCAGUGUGGCAGAGGCAGUGGCGCAGUAUGAAGCAGAGCGUGAGGUUCGAAUUGCCUUCCGUGUGGCUGAGCACCCUGGUGACCCCAUAACUUGUGAUCUUUACCAGCUACUCAGUCCAGAACCACACCGUGUUCGAGUUCUUUUAGAAAAGAUGGAAAAGCCGCAAGCAGAGAGUGAAGAGGAGGCUCAAGCCACUGCUUCUGCUGCGGGAUUCCAUGUUGACCUGGUUCUCACAGGAGCUGUGGAUAGAUGUGUUUUUUAUGGAGGAGAGGCAGGAGAAACAGAGCCAAUUCCUGGUCAGCUUUUCUUCCCAAAUGUAUCAUCUACCCCUACUCCUCCCCCACCACCUCCACCACCUGUCCCCCCACUCUGCCGCCUUUACCGCCAUGUCUCCCACGAUUUCUUAGAGAUACGUUUUCAGGUUCAGCAGCUAUUACAGCCACGGCUUUGUCUCACGUCCUUGCCUGACCAUGUCCUUCUAGCUAUUUUCAGCUACCUGUCCACAGAAGCCCUAGCAGCUAUGAAGUGUACAACCAAGCGUUUUCGAGCACUGAUAGAGGACUAUGGUGUGCGGCCAUGUGACUCACGUUGGAGUCGUGACCCCCAGUAUCGUGAUGACCCCUGCAAACAGUGCAAAAGGAUAUAUCGUAGGGGAGAUGUGUCAUUGUGCAGGUGGCACCCAAAGCCUUACCAUCAUGAUUUGCCCUAUGGACGAUCCUAUUGGAUGUGUUGUCGACGUCCAGACAGAGCAGCUCCUGGCUGCCAGCUGGGACUACAUGACAAUAAUUGGGUGCUACCAGGAGAGAGCUGUAGAGGGAGAGGAAGAGGAAAUGGGGAAGAAGGCAGGUGAAAUGUUAAAAGGGUUGACUGCGGUGUAUGAGAGUUUAAAUAAAAGGCAUUAUUUAUAACUGUUCCACUGUGACUUCUACAAUGCUUUAGUGGAAAAUAAAUCCUAUACAGGAAAA